Leptopilina boulardi is the source of this 2020-nucleotide messenger RNA. RefSeq lists its product as uncharacterized. NCBI's taxonomy places the organism in Eukaryota, Metazoa, Arthropoda, Insecta, Hymenoptera, Figitidae. The transcript is spliced from 6 exons. The record is from RefSeq and is a predicted model, not a curated record. Bases 216 to 1811 code for a protein of 531 amino acids.
CGACGAGAGACAUCCUGGACACCAUCCUCUGAAUUGUUGUAUCAUUAUCCCCUUUGGUCACACCUAAAAAAUGGGGUCAAAAAAAAAAAAGAAAAAAACAAAGAAGAAAAAAGGGACUGGAUGAUGUUUGAUUAUCGCAUGAUUAGGCGUAGAAGGUUUAGUGAAUAAGUGAAGGAAUAUUGAGUGAAAAAAUAGUCUUAGGUGUUAAAACAAAAAUGGGUCACGGAAAAUGCAUUGUCACAGGAUGUACAUCUAGUUUUUAUAAGCAAAAAACUAAAGAAAAGAGUGGAAUAUUAGAAACAGAUCCAAAAAAUAAGACAUAUUUUUUUAAUGUUCCCAAAGUAGGUCUAGAAUUAUGGAAAAUAGCACUUUCAGGAAAUAAAACUACAAUUAAACCUGGACAAUCAGUUUGUGAUAGACAUUUUUCCAAAAAUGAUUUACGAUGGAGAAAAAUAUUAAGGGGACCAAAUGGCAUGAUCCUAGGAGUGAGUGCCGAUUUCAAAAUGCCAAAAUUAAAAGAAGGAGCAGUGCCAACUAAACGUUUAGGAGAUAAUCCACUUGAAGAAACUGAUGAUGAUGAUGAUGAGAAUGAUAAUUCAGAAGCAACAAUUUCAGAUACUGAAAUUAUUAAAAAAGAACCGAUAAACGAUAACGAAAGUAAUGUCGAGGAUAUUUUUCAAGAUUUCGAAGAAAUUGAACAUUUUGAAGCAUACUAUCAUUUAGCAGCUGAAUCGAAAUUAAAAAUAAAUAAAUCCAACAAAGAAAUUUCUUUAUUUGACAUUAUUCACAGUAAUGAGAAAAGUGUUGCAUUACCAUCAGUUUGGACACGACAAAAUCUCAUGCAUAAUGGUGAAAAAUUUAUUGUCUUCAAUCAAUUUGUAACAAAAAUGGAAAAUGGAAUUAUUGAACCACGCUGCUCAAAACAAGUGAUGCUUGAUAAAAAUUUACAGACAACAAUUUUCAUAACACGUGAAAAAUUAAAAAAUGAAAAUACCGAAAUAAAAGACAUUAAAAUUGUCAGUAUUGAUGAUCUUGAAUUUUUAUUAAAAGUCAUUCAUUCAUGGCGUAUUUGCGCUGGAUUAAAAAUACAAUAUGAUAAAACAAAAGAUUUUUCAUUUGUUCGUGUUGAUAAGGAAAAUGUUGUACGUAGUUUAGAAUGUACAUUUUAUAUACCAUCAAUAUCGCGUAGUAGUUGUUGUGAUUAUUGUCGAAAAUCGCGAAAAACAGUUACACAAAAAAUAGCGCGAAUGGAAAAAAGUUCAACGCUAACGCGUCUUCGUCUUUGUUUAACGGGUAAACAAAAGAAGAAAUUAGAUGAAAUGAGACGUGAAAUUAAAACACUUCGUCGUGGAAGAGCAAGAUCAUUGGUGAGAAUUAAAUUGUUAAAAGAAUUACGUAUACGUGAACGUGAAGAAUUUUUACGUUGUCAAAAAACAUUGGAUCAAAUGUUAAUGGCAAGUAAUCUUGAUGCAAAUCAAAAAUUAGUUGCAAUGGAAAUGUUGGCAUCAACAAAACAAGCGCCACGUGGAAGAAGAUAUUCGAAAAUAUGGAUUUCAUUUUGUUUGACGUUACACAGAAAAUCGCCGACUGUGUAUAAAUUUUUGAAAUUGAACAAUGUUUUACCAUUGCCUGCAACUCAGACUCUCAGCAGGUUCGCUCAACAAAAUCCAACAGUGGAUCAAGAAAUUUUUGUUCUUGAAGCUAAUGAAGAGGAAAUGAUUAUUGAUGACAUUACGGAAGCUAUGUUUGAAAACGAAAUUGUCCCUUUAAAUGAACUACCUGAUAUCGAAAUAGAGACUGAAGUUAUUUAAUUUAAUUCCUAAAUUAAAAUUUGCAAAAAAAAAAACGCGAAAGAAAAUUACUGCUCAAAUAUUAUAGAUGGAAUGAUUCCUUUAAUUUUAGGAAGAAAUUUCGAAAAUUGGACGUUAAUAUUUAACAAAAAUUUUUUUUCCAUACUUUUAUUUUGUUUAACGUGUUUAAAUGUUUCGUUUACGUAUGUUUUUUUUCCAAGUAUUUUGUU